Messenger RNA from Paramecium pentaurelia, 1302 nucleotides. The record is from the annotation of a GenBank genome assembly. NCBI's taxonomy places the organism in Eukaryota, Ciliophora, Oligohymenophorea, Peniculida, Parameciidae.
AUGGAUUAAGCUAUUCUAAUUAAUAUUGAAAAUGAAGAUAAUAAAUAAUAUGAAACUGAACUAUCUAUAUAAAUCAAACAAGAAAAAUAGGAAUAAUAAAAUUCAAAUUAAAUUUGUAAUUUGUGCAAUGAAUAAAAUUUACAUUUCUUUAAUUACUCUACUAUUGAAAGAGAACUAAGUAUUUGUUAGGUUUGUAGUGAUAACAUUCAUUCUUUUUAAAUAAUUAAUAAAGAGGGAUAGGAAAAGUUUAAGGAUUGUAAAUUUAGUAAUGAAAUUGAAAUUAUUGUAUUAAAUUAAGGGAAAUUUUAUAAUUUAGAUUAUGGAGAAUGUAUUAUUUGUUCAUCUCCAAAUUCUAUUUUAAUAAAAUUAAACUAUUGUAAUCAUUAUUGUUGUGAUUCGUGUUUAAGUUUUUAUAUAACCAUAAAUAAUGAUAAUCGUAGAAAUUUGAUGUGUCCUUUUUCAAAUUGUAAAUAUGAGAUAAAUGACUAUUUGAUUUUUUAGUAUUUACAAUACAAUGAUAUUAAAUAGUGGAAUAAAUUUUAAUACAAUUAAUUUUGUUAUCAAAAAAAAUGUAAAUCUAAAUUUAUUUUGUAACCUUAUAACAAUUUAUAGUAAUUGAAUAUAUUUUCAUAUAAUAAUCUAAAUCAAUGUGGAAUAUGUAAAUAAUAAUUUUGUGGUAUUUGUUGGACAAAGCAUGUUGGAGCAUGUGAUUUUGAUAAGUUGUUUUAAAAAUACAUUAAAGAAUAAAAGCUUAUAUAAUGUCCCUAUUGUCAUUCAUUAUCAGAACCAAAUAAAUGUUCAGUAAGUGAUGAUCCUUGUAGAUAAUAUAAAGUAAAUUGGUAAUAAUGUUAUGUUUGUAAUCAUUUAUUUUGUUUGGAUUGCAAAGGACCUUUAGAAUUAUUUGAAUCAAUAUCAAACUAAGAAACACUGACAUGUAUACCUUGUAAAAAAAGAGAGAAAAAUUUGUUACAUAUAUUAUUCAGAGUUAUUAAAUAGCUAUCUUUUAAAAUGAUAUUUGUUUUAUUAUUUUACCUAUCUGUUUUGUUUAUAGUUGCAUUUUUAGCUUGUGGAUUCAUUAUAGUAUUAGGAAUAUAUAUUGCCUUACAUUAAUUAAUAUAAGUUUCAAAAUGGGUUUAUAAUUUUGUUAAAGAUCGAAUGAAUAGUUUUAAUAAUGGUAUUUUGAUAGCAUUUUCUCCAUUAAUAAUUAUAUUAAUGAUGGUGGCCAUAAUAGUAAUAUAUAUUUUUGGAUUUAUACCUCUAUUAAUAUAUAACAUUAAAUAAUAUUUUUAUUUAGAUGGUUGA